Triticum dicoccoides is the source of this 895-nucleotide messenger RNA. RefSeq names its product transcription factor ILI5-like. Bases 300 to 566 code for a protein of 88 amino acids. The record is from RefSeq and is a predicted model, not a curated record. The transcript has 2 exons. Gene Ontology annotation, molecular function: protein dimerization activity. Gene Ontology annotation, biological process: regulation of growth; regulation of DNA-templated transcription. NCBI's taxonomy places the organism in Eukaryota, Viridiplantae, Streptophyta, Magnoliopsida, Poales, Poaceae.
CGCAUCUACAUCGUUCCCCAAUCCGUUCUCCGCCCUAUAAAGACACCCUCUCCCUUUCUGUCUCCCUCACACACUCCUCCAGCGAUUGCACAACUAGAAGUUAUCCAGCGAGUAUCCUGAGCGGCUCGACGUCAGCGAGGGCCUCCCCGCGCUCACCGGCCAACUGCCCGGCACCUUUUGAGCGUACACACUGUGUGGCUUUGUUAGCUAGCCGGCGGGAGUCUGCAGUCUGCUUGCUCCGGCACUAGCUAGCUAGCUCAUCCCGGCCGGCCAGCGACGCAGCAGCGGCUAGGAAGACGAUGUCGAGCAGAAGGUCGUCGCGCGGCGCCAUCUCCGAGGAGGAGAUCAACGAGCUCAUGUCCAAGCUCCAGUCUCUGCUCCCCAACUCCCGCCGCCGCGGCUCCAGCCAGGCGUCGACGACGAAGCUGCUGAAGGAGACGUGCAGCUACAUCAAGAGCCUCCACCGGGAGGUGGACGACCUCAGCGACCGGCUGUCGGACCUCAUGUCGACCAUGGACCACAAUAGCGCCGAAGCGGAGAUCAUCCGCGGCCUCCUCCGCUCGUGAUCGUACUACAGCGCCGGCCGGUCGAUCGGCGAGAGCUCAACCGCCAGGACAAUUAAGCGGCGGCGGCGACAUGGGUCUCUCCGGCCAGCCGGACACGUACGAGAGCUUUGCUUAGCUAGGGUAUAUAUAUCGUCCUCCACAUAUUUAAAUAUGUACCGUCUCUUUUCUGCUCCCUUUCUGCCUAGAUCUGAUCGUGUAGAUCGAAAAAUGUACUACGUGUCUCUAAGCUUCACUCCGUCUGUACUACGUAGGGCAUUAGCUUAGCUAGCGUUCCUACCUUGGGCCAAAGCUUAUCCUCGCGCGCUGGCUGCUGCUUGAGCUAAUCUCUC